UUAUUUUCAUGUUUGAUUUACAUUUAGACUCCACAUUUAGGCCGUGGGGAGGAAUUCUACCGCGUAGACUCGGUUCAGAUAGGCAGGCCUGUUACUGUAAAUGUCUGCCUGCCUGAUUUCAAUUCGCUUGAAAGCGAAGACGAACUUGCCAUCCAGAACUUACGAAAGCUCCCAAGACCGUGGACUCAAGUUUUUAAACCCCCCGGCAAAGGAAUUGCUGACUGAAAUAUAAUGUCUCGUGUUAACCUGACUGAUUAUUAACAUUGUUUUGUAAUAUUGCAAAAAUUCCAUGGAUGUGCAAGGACACGGUAGUGGCAGUGAUGAAUCUUCAUGGGAAAAUAAUAGUUAUCAAGAGAAAUGGCGCUGAUGGAGCCCAUUUUCCGUUGACUGUGGACCGAUGCCUAUUUGGCAGAGGCCUUGACUGUGACAUUCGUAUUCAACUACCAACUGUGGAUAAUGAGCAGUGUCAGAUUGAAAUAGAUGACAAGGGUCAUGUAUUUAUGAAGAAUUUAAGCUCCUCAACCCCCACUCUCAUCAAUGAGAAAGCCUUACCAAACUCACUGACGGCAAUGUCCCAUGGUGAUGUCAUCACUAUUGUGGACCGGAAAUUUAGAUUUGAAUUUCCGCCAAAUUCCCGCUUCUUUCAAGGAAAGUCUCCGAAAGCCAAGAGCCCUAAAACUCCCAAGACAAAGUCCCCAGUGGUGGCUAAACGUCUCAGUUCUGGGAAAAGCCCAAAAGCCUCUCCCAAAAAGCCCUUAAGUCCGAGGACUGACAAUGUGCCUAUGGCUCAGAGCCCUAAGUCAGCAAAGUCUCCCUCAAGUGCCAAGAAGGAUUCUGGAAAACGCAACUCUAAUGCAAACAACAACAAGUCCCCUCAGGGUGGAGCCGCUGCGUCCCCUGACUUUUUGUUUGGGUUGUCUCCAGCUUCAUUUUACAAGGCGUCUGUGACUCCUAAGGCGAUCAAGAAGAUCUCUGACUCGUACCGGGCCAGUGGAUCUGCCCAGGGCUCCCGCGUGAGCAGCCCGGCCCCAGCCAGUCAGGCACAGAAGAGUCCACUCAAAGUAGCUGCAGGAUCAGCUGCUGGAUCACCCAAAUCUCCUGGUGGAAAGAAGUCUGAAGGGACCCCAUACUCAAAGUCAAAAAACUUGCGCAAGAGUAUCACAGACUUGAAGAGACGAUCGGUGCCAGUUUUUGAGGCAGAGGAAAGCUCUCCGAAUGUACCUAAACAAGAGAGUAAAAAAGCCACCCCACAAUCAAACAGAAAGAGGAAAUCUUCCGGAGUAAUGCUUCUACCAAGUUCAAAGAGAAAGCGCGUGUCAUUUGGACCAAGUCUUAGUCCGGAACAUUUUGACAGGUGUCUCCCUCCCAAAACCCCUGUUAAGAAAGGAGCCACACCAGGAAGAAGGGAUAGCGAGGGUAGAAAAUCCUUGCUGAAAUCUACCCCUUUCAAGAGCCGUUCCCCAGCCAAGAAGGGCCAGUCACCCCGUAGGUCAAGCACCACCCCUUUUAAAGUGUCUGAUAAAACGCCUCCUAAGUCACCAGCUAAGAGUGCCUCUCCAAAAAGCCCGGCGAAAUCUGCAGCUGCGUCGCCUGCUGAGAGAAAGUCUCGGUCUCCCAAGAAAUCUUUGUCUCCCUUGAAGGCAGCUUCAAAGUCUCCAGUCAGCAGAAAAUCAACUCCAUCACCGACUCCGAAACAGACUCCUCCAUCAAAGUCCAGAGGUUCCACACCCACAAAAACCCCACCAAAAUCUAAAGCUAAGAGCCCAUCACCCGUCAAAACCCCGAAAACCCAGACACCAGUGUCAGCAGCAAAACCCAAAACUCAAGAGAGCCCUUCUUCCCCUGCCGAGUCUCUGAAGCAAAAGUUAAAGCUGGAGUCCAAGAGCCCUGCACAGGGAAGUGCCUCACCUGCUAAGAGCAAGACGCCGGCAAAGAGCCCAGCCAGAAGCCCUUCUCCCGCUAAAAGCAAGACACCGGCAAAGAGUCCGGCCAGAAGCCCUUCUCCUGCUAAAAGCAAGACACCGGCAAAGAGUCCAGCCAGAAGCCCUUCUCCGGCUAAAAGCAAGACACCGGCAAAGAGCCCAGCCAGAAGCCCUUCUCCCGCUAAAAGCAAGACACCGGCAAAGAGCCCAGCCAGAAGCUCUUCUCCCGCUAAAAGCAAGACACCGGCAAAGAGCCCAGCCAGAAGCCCUUCUCCCGCUAAAAGCAAGACACCAGUGAAAAGCCCUGCAAGAAGCGGCUCCCCUGCUAAAAGCAAGACACCAGUGAAGACACCGGCAAAGAGCCCUGCAAGAAGUCCUUCUCCUGCUAAAGGAAAGACACCAGCAAAGAGUCCGGCAAGAAGUGCAUCUCCAGCUCUCAGCAAGACGCCAGCGAAGACUCCUGCUAAAACUCCAGAGGUAGUUAAAUCCUCUCCUGCCUCUAGAUCAAGGAGUCAAUCUCCUGUAAAAACACCCAAGUCUGCAGGGAAGACCCCGAAAGUGGAGUCGGUUUCAAAGAUUAUUGCUAAAACCCCUUCCCCUGCUAAAUCCCCUUUGAAGUCCCCAAAAGUCAAGUCUUCUACUAAAAAAGGAUCAACGAAAAACACUCCCGUCAAAAUUGACCAAAUGAAUGUGUCUGCUGCGUCCCCAAUGGAUUUAUUUUCUCAGCUGAGUCCCCUUGCCCCAGUGGUAUCUAAAAGAAAAAGUACUCCAGGGAGCGUUAAAUCCAAGAGAACUCCUCAAGCCAAGCGUGCGAAGAGUGCAAGUCCUGCUGGGCUGAAGCGCAUGUUCAAGACCCCGGGAAAGAAAUCCUUGCCUGUUGAUGUUAGUCCAGCUAGUCUUCUACGCUUGAUGAAAACGCCCAAAGAAAAGACAGAUGCUGUCACUAAAACGCCAAAAGCAAAGAGCGUUCACAUUAAUGCUGCAAGCCCGACUGGUGUGAAACGGUUGCUGAAAACGCCAAAAGUCAAACGCGCAGGGCAGCAGGUGAGCAGCCCCAGUGGCAUCAAACGUUUGCUGAAGACUCCUAAAGGCAAGAUUGCCGCAGAGGUGGCCCUUGAAGGUGUGGCAGAACUGUUGACUACACCGCCAAGCAAGGCUGCUUCAACUCCAAAAGGAAAUAUAAGCCAAAACAAUGCUGGUCAGGGAUCGUCUAAGAGGAUGUUUGUUGACACCCCAAGGCCAGUAUUUUCAGCAAAACGGAGUAGGAGCCCUAAGAAAUUUUUUGAUGAUGCUGCUGCUGCUUCUCCGAGCAAGAGUGCGCCAGAAGGGAAGAAAGGUGGUACUCCAAAAGCGACUCUUUCAGCCAAGAAAGCUGCAUCUCCUAAACAGACUUCUGCUAAAAAGGUCACAUCUCCUGCAAAGAUGCCUUCACCUUUGAAGACUUCUGCAAAGAAAACUUCACCUAAGAAGACCCCUUCAUCUGCAAAGAGUUCUCCUAAAGCGUCCCCCAAAAAGCAGACAACGCCAAAGCCAGCUGCAUCCCCUAAGACCCCAUCCUCUGCUAAAGAAGAUAACUUGAACAUUCUGAGCACACCAAAGUCGAGCAAGAAAGGAGGGAAAUCACCCAAAGCACAGAAGAAUCUAGCUCUUACAGCGUUGCAGAGUCCAGCUGGGAAAAUUAUUGCACCUCCUCAAGAUAUCAACAAAGUGGUGGCACUGCGGGCUAUUAUGGGCAGACAAGCGACCCCGAAAUUGUCGGCUCUCCAGAAGAAGCCAAUGACACCAAAGUCGAGCAAGAAGGCAGCGUCCGCAAAGAAGGUGAAAACUUGGUCAGAUAUUGUCAAGGCUCAGCCAUCAGCAAAGCCGCAGAGUAUCGCCCAAGGCAAGAGUAUCUCUGCUCUGAACAAAGUGAUCAAGAAGCAGUCCCCCCUGCCUGUGAAGAGAUUAGGAAAAGUGCCCAAGACUCCCCGGACUGUGGCAAGGGCUCUGGCUCCCUCAACUGGCCAUGCAGAAUCGCCUGCCACCAUUUUGAUUGGCAGGAAGGCUCUCGGAAAGACCAAGGCUAAAACACCCAAGCAAGUCCCACGGAAGGGAAGAAAACAGUCUGUUACAAAAGCAGCUAGGAAGUCGGCCGGAAAUACCAGUUUCACUGGCCUCACAGAGAUGUUUAAAACUCCGAAAGAAAAGUCUCCCUCCACUUCCAAGCAGAAUGACAGUGCCUUGUAUGCCGAGCUUCCAGACACUCCGAAUGGACCAAACGAAAUGUUCGUGUCCCCUUUGUCCGACCGCAAGUCCAAGAGCCCGGGCAACAGGAAGAGCACAAACCUGGUGGGUGUGAAGGAGCUGUUUAAGUCCAGGAAGUCAUCGGGCAAGGUGACGUUGACAGGGGUCAAAGAGCUGUUCCAGGAGCGGAAGGCCAGCUCCGUGGUCAGCCCCACUGGUGUGAAGAAGAUGCUCAAGUCUCCCAAAGUUGUUCCUGCGGCCAGCCCCACAGGGGUGGAGCAUUUGUUCCUGUCUCCCAAGGUUGCAAAAUCGCCGAAGAAGGUGAUAUCAGCUGAAGUUGCACAGGUAGAAGCUGUAGCUGCAAAACCAAGCCCAUCUCCUGUGGCUGCACGAGGAGGCAGGAGAGGAAAAGUUGCCAAAGUUACUCCUGUGAAGGCCACAAAGAGCAAGGCUCAAACUCUGACGUCGCCCGCCUUGGCGGUAACCCCAGUGAAGACUUCGAGGACAAAAAGAGGAGCUGCAGCAGCAGCAGAAUCUGAGCCGCCUGCAGCUUCUCCUGUGGUUGCUAAGAAACAAGCUACCAAGCGCAAAGCAGCUGCAUCGCCAGCGGCUGCGGUGUCCAAGAAAGCUAAAGUUGUCGUGGCCGAGGCUUCUCCUGCCAAGCCCAGGGGCACCAGGGGUCGGGGUGCAGGAAAAGCUGCAAGUCCAGCGAAGAAAGCAUCUCCUGUAAAGGCCCCGGCUCGGGGUCAGAAAGCAGCAGCAGCAGCAAAGGCUGUGGUAGCAGCACCAGUUGAGGCCUCCCCGGUGAAGUCCAGGAGCACCAGAGGUAGAGGAGCAGGGAAAGCUGCAAGCCCAGCCAAGAAAGCUUCUCCUGUUAAAGCAACGGCACGCGGCAAGAAAGCAGCAGCGAAGGCACCAGAGCCUGAGGUCGUGGUUCCCGUACAAGCCUCGCCAGUGAAGGCCAGGGGCACCAGAGGCCGUGCGACAGCAAAAGCAGCCAGCCCUGCCAAGAAAGCUUCACCGGUCAAGGCUGCGGUUCGGGGCAAGAAAGCUGCUGCGAAGACAGUAGAGCCUGCAGCACCAGUAGCUCAGGAGCCAGCGGCACCUUCCCCCGUCAAGGUGGCGUCUCCUGUGAAACCAGCCGCUCGGGGCAGAAAAGUGGCAAAGGCUGAGCCUGUGGUAGCAGCACCAGUCGAGGCCUCACCGGUCAAGUCCAGGAGCACCAGAGGUAGAGGAGCAGGGAAAGCUGCAAGCCCAGCCAAGAAAGCUUCUCCUGUCAAACCUGCUGCACGUGGGAAGAAAGCAGCAGCAGUAGUUAAAGCCCCUGAGCCCGUAGUAGCAGCACCAGAACCUUCUCCUGUCAAGGCCAAAACGACCAGAGGGAGAGGGGCGAGCAAAGCUGCCAGUCCGGCCAAGAAAGCUUCUCCUGUCAAACCUGCCGCACGUGGCAAGAAAGCAGUGGCCAAAGCCCCAGAGCCCGAGGUAGCAGCGCCAGUGGAAGCCUCCCCGGUCAAGGCCAGGAGCACUAGAGGUAGAGGGGCUGGGAAAAAGGCAAGCCCGGUCAAGAAGGCUUCCCCUGCCAAACCUGCCGCUGGGACCAGGACAGGAAAACGGAAAGCUGACGUUCCUGUAGAGCCGUCUCCGGCAAAGAAAGCGAAAGCCGCGGUGGCAGCUCUGGCUACUCCCAAGGUGAAGAGCCCCGCAAAACCUGCCCGCAGAGGUGCUGUGGCCACCAAGGCUGCUAAGGCUGUCCAGUUUAGUGUAGAAGCGAGCCCAUCCCCUGUGAAACCUGCCAGGGGUGCGAAGAAAGCUCCGGCAGCAAAAGCUGCACCGGCUGCCACAAAAAGGGCAGGCUCUAGAAGUGCUGGGCAGGCUCCAAAACCGGUUAGUCCUAAGGUGAAAGCGGCUGCUGAAGUUGCCCCAGCUCCUCCUAAGGGCAAAGCAGCAGCAGCGAAGAAGGCAUCUGCUCCCAAAGGAAAGGCAGCGACAAAAGCAGCGUCUCCAAAGAAGGCAGCAACUCCAAAGGGGAAGACGGCAGCAAAGAAAGCAACAACACCACAAGCAUCUCCUGUGUCCCGAAGGACUAGGCGGCGAUGAACAGAUUAUCUUUAGGGUUGUAUAUAGGCUCAGUGUGCAGCAUUUCAAAUGCAUAGUCUUUGGAUCAGGGACUCAGUACCAGAGACUGGUCGUGAUCUGUUUCAUUCACGUUCAUUUAAAACUGAUUCAUUCAUUGUCCUUGGCUGGAAAUGCUCUUCACAUUGGACUCUUAAGUGCCGUCAAAUUUCAAACAAAAAAAUGUUUCUAGUGUUUUAAUGAGAUGGUCAUGGAAAAGCUUAGGUGAGACAUUUUUACGUCUUCAGCAUGAUACGUAUUGUGCCAUUUAUCUGUAUUUGGACCGUUGUAUAGGACUGACGCAAAUUUAUUUGUGCCUGUGGAAAGUAAGUAAUGCACCAGGUCAGUUAGUCAAUGGCAGCUGAGUUGUUUGUUUUUUAAAAAAUUGCUUACGACGUAUAUGUUAUAAUGUAUUGAUUGGAUUGACGUGUGUUCAUGAAUAUUUAAAAAUCAUUUUUGCAGCUGUUUUUUCAUGCUCUACCUUUUCCAGAGAAUGGUCACAUUUUUAAAAAAGAGGGACAAAAGAUUUAGUAUAUUUGUACGAUAUUAGAUUCCGUGCCAGCUUAUAUCUAUACUGAAUCAACUGUAGAUUACACCUUUUUGUUUAGUUGCACACUUGUUUAUAUUUCUCCUCAAUCGACUGUUGUAUUUGCUGAUGAUCUUGGAACUUAUACGAAAAAGUUGGCAAAAGUUGAAGAGGAGUGUGCUAGAACUCGGGGCUUAGCGGGGAAAUAAUAUGAAGUGAAUAUCUGAAGUCUACUGUACUAGCCAUCUCUGUCUCUCUCUGCCUCUCUCUCUCUGCCUCUCUCUCUCUCUCUCUCUCUCUCUCUCUCUCUCUCUCUCACACACACACACACACGCACACACACACUCCCCCUUCCCUGUUUAUUUGAUGUGUUGUAGUGAGGUUAUUGCGAGUGCCUUACCUUGGAGUUGCCUCUGGGGCCUAUAAGUGUACGUGGACUGACUUGUAUCAAACUGACUUAUUUAGGGCUGCGACUUUGAUUGCAGACAGAAUUGAUCGUUUCAUAAUUCAUUGUUUCAUGAUUAAGACGAGAUAGUUUUGUGUUUUGUGCUGUUUUUGCUUGUUGUUCAUUGAAAGUUUUAUAAUAGGCCUGCUCAACCGUUUUUACAAAUCAUCAGAGUAACAUUGUGUGCUCUUCUUCGACCUAUGUGGUUAUCCACACUUUAAAAAAAAAAAUGAUGUCUUUACCUUUUGAAAGGUUUAUUUUCACGAAUGCUAUUUCAACAUUCACACUUUUUACAAAUUUUGUCCAAGUCAGAGAACAUUUUUAGUUGCCUCAUGUUAAUCAUAUUGCAUGUGUAACGCUGUGUUAUUUGUUACCUACGUUCAGACAUUUUGCCUGCCUGAGAAAUAAAUCGUCUGCGCUCGGUUUCUCAUAUUAUCACAUGAGUUCAUAACUCCUUUCGAAAGUCUAUGUUUCACGAUGUAUAUUAGUGCUGAAUUUUCACAUUAUUUAUAGUAUGUGAGCAUUAAUGUGCAAAUGUUACAUUUCAUUUAUUUGAUGUUUGUAGAUUAUAUAUUUGCAAUUCCAAAGGCAAUGUAUAAUGGAUUUAGGGUUCGGGGUUGGGGGGGGGGGGGGUGUCUAUAGUAUAGUGUCAUGUAUGAUUCUUAAUGUACUACAUGACCUCAUGCAGUGGGGGAUGUAGCUUGAAACAGUUUACAUCAUUCUAGAUGUUAAAACCCUAUUUUUUGGGUAUAUAAAUGGGUUAUUUAAACAUUUAAAAAAA
Messenger RNA from Aplysia californica (California sea hare), 8009 nucleotides. RefSeq names its product serine/arginine repetitive matrix protein 2. The transcript has 17 exons. Lineage: Eukaryota; Metazoa; Mollusca; Gastropoda; Aplysiida; Aplysiidae. Bases 294 to 6242 code for a protein of 1982 amino acids. Gene Ontology annotation, cellular component: chromosome; nucleus. The record is from RefSeq and is a predicted model, not a curated record. Gene Ontology annotation, biological process: regulation of mitotic nuclear division; regulation of chromosome segregation. Gene Ontology annotation, molecular function: protein binding.